Messenger RNA from Pleuronectes platessa (European plaice), 5301 nucleotides. It is a transcript of the gene st8sia6, whose product is annotated as ST8 alpha-N-acetyl-neuraminide alpha-2,8-sialyltransferase 6. Gene Ontology annotation, molecular function: alpha-N-acetylneuraminate alpha-2,8-sialyltransferase activity. The transcript has 7 exons. NCBI's taxonomy places the organism in Eukaryota, Metazoa, Chordata, Actinopteri, Pleuronectiformes, Pleuronectidae. The coding region runs from base 663 to 1742 and encodes 359 amino acids. The record is from RefSeq and is a predicted model, not a curated record. Gene Ontology annotation, biological process: oligosaccharide metabolic process; N-glycan processing.
AGGAGGGGGCGGAGAGCAGAGAAGGAGCUCCACAGCUUUGGUCCAACACAGCGGAAAGUAGGAGUGUGGAGUUUGUCUGUAUGUGUGUGUGUGUGUGUGUGUGUGUACGUGUGUUCGUGUGCGCAUGGGAAAAGGGGGGGGAAAGAUGGGAGGACCGAGGAGACAUGGCAGGAAUUGAAGUAGGAUGUGGAGCCACGCAGGAUCGGUUUCAUCUGGACAGGAACAGGAAGAGAGGGCAGACAAAGUAGAGGCGCACAGAGGACUUGUCAGAACAAGGGGUAAAGAAAAAAAAGAAAGAGAAGACAAUCUGAUAACUGUGGAGGCGUGCUCUCACUCACCAUAGGAGGGGAAAGCAGUCAAACCAGACAGGCAGGAAGGGUGAGGGCGGGGGAGGGAGAGGAGGAGUGAGGUAUAUAGAGAAAAUCAGAGUGCAAGCAGAGGCAAUAGAUUAACACUCUUCGGAAAGAGAGAGAGAGAGAGAGAUAGGGACAGAGACAGACAACCGAGGAGGUCGGGGGAGUAACUGGAAAAGCAGAGGGAGGGUGAGAGAGAGAGAGAGAGAGAGCGAGAGAGAGCAGACAGCGUUGGCUGUGAGCUUGUAGGUGAACUGGGACAGAGGGUGAGGGGGGCUAGUGGGGGGAGGUCUGCAGGAGGGGAGAGGUAUGAGGGGACAGCUCCUGAGGUCACUCGUCUCCCUGAUGAUAACCCUCCUCUGUGUGGGGACCCUGCUCACCACCCUCAUUUGGUACGUGUUCAACGAAAAUAAUGUGCAACCUCAAAGAGUGCCUGCUCAGAAAAAAAGUGCCCCCCAGCCCUCCGACCCCUGUAAAGGCUGCAGGCAAAUCAUCGACAAAGUGCUACAGCGUUACUCUCCAACCUGGAAGAGGCAAGAGGACAAUUACCAAAAAUUCAGAUCUCAGCUCAGCAGCAAGUGCCAUGGGUUUGACAAGGCCAUUAUCACCCAGGCCAACACUCCAGUGGGGCACAAGCUGGUGUACGACGGUGAGAAGAGGAGGAGCCUGCAGGUGACCCGGGAGGUUUUCAGCACCUUCAUGAAGGAGCAUCCUUUCUCUAAUAAAACAUGGGACACGUGUGCUGUGGUCGGGAACGGAGGGAUCCUGACCAACAGCAGCUGUGGGCAGAUGAUCGACUCAGCUCAGUUUGUCAUCAGAUGCAACCUACCUCCUCUGCAGAACGGCUACGAGAAACACGUGGGCACCAAGACUGACCUUGUGACAGCAAACCCAAGCAUCCUCAUGGAGAAGUACGGGGCUCUGAUGGGGCGUCGGCGUCCGUUUGUGAAGAGCCUGCGCAGCUACGGAGACUCCCUGCUGCUCCUUCCUGCCUUCUCCUACGGCCACAACACGCCCGUGUCCCUGCGGGUAGCCUACACCAUCGAGGACUUUGAGAGCCCCACACGGCCCAUCUUCUUCAACCCUGAGUACCUCCAGAGUCUGGCCGUCUUCUGGCGCUCCCAGGGCCUCAGAGAAGUGCGGCUCAGCACCGGCAUUAUCAUGGCAAGCCUGGCGCUGGAACUCUGCAGCAACGUGCAUCUUUACGGGUUCUGGCCUUUCAGCAAUCACCCACAUGGCCUCCGCGCCCUGACUAACCACUACUAUGACAACAGACAAGUGAAAAAGAAAUUUCACGCCAUGCCGGCAGAGUUUGACCACUUGUUGCGGCUGCACAGUGAGGGCGCGCUCAGGCUUCACCUGGGAGACUGUGCACCUGGCGAAAAGUAGUUCCCUGGAUCCGGGAACGACACCGAAGUGCCUUCUCACGACGGAGCCAAUCCCAUUGCAUGCACUUUCUGGUGAAUGGAUUUAUUCUGGCUGAUGACAAGUGCAAGCAAAGUGGGUGCUCGGAACGAUCAGCAGCAGAGAAAUCAAAAUGCAACAGACUGUAAAUGCUUCCAAACCUCAUAGUGUAUGUAUGACUGUAUUUAUUAACACAAACGCUCCAGCUGGAGUCUGGAGGGAAGUAUUUUUUAACUGGGAAGCCUUUGUGAGGCCUUUGUGAGCGUCUACAUUUUAGUGCCUUAUGCCAAUCAUCCAGUAGUGACUGUUAUAUAUAUCUGACCAUGGGAGUGUUAGAUCUACCUGAAUGUAUUUUUGAAGAAAAUCAACAUGAAGACUGUCUGGCUGCAAAAACUUUAAAUGAAAAAACACCAGCACACUGAAUGUAAAGAGUUUUUUUGGACAUUUCACCUUUAACCACUCUGAAAAGUAUUCUUGUAACCGAGGUCAAAUGAGGGAGAAGUAUGUGUUUCUCGCACACUUAGAUUACACAGAUGCUGUUGCUGUUUGUGGAAGUUUCACUCCACUCUGCUGAAACUGAUGCUGGAUGCGAUUCGCACAUGAAGUGAGGGGGGGUCGUGCCCCUGUAGCCUUUAGUACAAACCACAGAGGAUCGGUGAGGCUCGGAGCCAAGGCCCGAACAGAGAGGGGAAUUAUAACACUAGCGAACACACGGUUGCUAUGGAGAGCUUGCGUUACAGCGCGUUACCCCCUUGUCACCGUGGCGACCACACAGGGAUAGGUACUGUCACAAAGUGGCAACAUAUUGGUACAAUGUUUUUUUUGUUGUUGCUGUCAAUGACAAAUCAAUGUAGAAUUAACUGACUCCAAUGCGAAGUGAUACAAUGAUUGUGAACUGUGCACUUUGGGUGAAAUCUGGAGGAUGAACUCUCGGCGAGCCUGUUGAAAAAUCCUGUCGUGAUUUUUUUGUUGUCUUGGCGAAGUCGAGAGGGGGAAAUGAAGUUAAAGUGAAUAAAUAUUUAUCAGAAAAAAGUUGCUUGUAAUCAGUGACUCGAAGGGAAAAGCUUUUUCCCCGACGUCUCAGUGUCUUUGAGCCAUUAAGUGCCUGAAACCUGCCAAGAUGUGUCACCAGAAUUCAGUAGUUCUACUCGCAAGCAGCACAGUGAGUGCUUCAGAGGAACGACAUAUGAUCCAGUUAUUUAAUAUCAUCAUACUUUCAUAUGCAUUCUUGUAUCGAUUUUCUUUUUUUUUGGUUCACUACUUAUACCGUUUUGUAACCGGAUGUAAGACAUGUGCAGAUGUAUUUGCAAACACAUGAACACAGAGUUAUGUUCCUGUUCAUCAUUAGGCCUCUUGUUUUCCCAUACAGCUGUGAUAUCAGUGGCGUGCACUUUACUGCACUCUGCUGCAGGGCAUCAUCCCACACUUGCUAUGUGCACAACACAUGAGAACAUCUGGAUGAUGCCGUGACAAAAACAAGACAACAAGAACAAAACGUAACCAAAAGAAGGAAUGAUAAAUACUGGGUCACUUUUAGUUCUCUUCUUUUGUUCUUAUUUUCCAAAAAUUCAUUGUAACAUGUUGUGGGCAGCGUCUCUGCUUGGGGUCAGUGCAUCCGGCCAAUUAGGCCAUUAAUGGGAAGAGUUGUGUGUUUCUUUAUAGGGGAAGGAGGCUGCCACAAGUUGCCAUCGCUGACAUUAUGGUCAUGAGAUUCCACUUUUAUCGGCAGUGACCUCGUUGUAGAUCCAGCUGCAGCACUGGGCUUGUUCCCACUGACUCGUCUCUCCGGGGAACGACUUCUUUUUUUUCUUCUUCAAAACAUACUGUCCAGCUCUUUUCAUCUUCAUACGGUUUUCCAUUCCCACAAACACUGAAUGACUGCAUCAUCGGGCUGGAUUAUGUUAUGUAAAACCAGUGGCUACUUGAAACACACACUGCAGAUGCUCUGUCUCAUCAAGAGCUGAACUUCAGCUGUCGUCCGGUGACAAAACAAAGCAGCCCCGGGUGACGUGAGCCGAAGUGGCGUCCCCUCAGUCUCCUGACAGGGACGCAGCAUCAGCUCGUGUGAGUCUGUUAUUCUCCUGAUAGGACUGCAGAGACCCCCCCUCUCCACCAAUUAGAAUCAGAAUCAGGAGCGUAUUUCACACAGACGGGAUGAGCAGAACAACACUGUCCAGGGUGGGAAGCCUUUCAUUCAUAUCCUUUUCUUUUCUGGAGCCAAAACAAAAGAUGCGGAGACUUAAUUCAAUAUGUAUUUCUGAUUUAUUUCAUUUUUGUCUAGGAAAAUAGGUCUUUUCACAUGCAAAUCAAAUGAAUAAAAAAAAAAGUCUUUGCCACUCGAGGAAGUCAACUUUUUUACAAAAAGGUUUAGAAAAUACACACAAAACACACACAGAUGCAUGUAUGAAUCGGAGUUUGUACUGGUAAUAACACUGGUUUUAUUGACACAUCCCACAUGGGUACCUAUAUAAGAAACAUGAAGGGAAAGAGCACAGUCUCUUUUCUGAACACAGACGUUGUUUUACAGAGACACACGGACGCUGAGGGUGGACGUAGUGGUAUCCCUGAUGAAUAGACCCAUUUCAUCUGUGAUACGACCAGUUUUCAAUUCUCUGACUGAGUUCAAAUACGUUAAACCACAAGGGAAUAAUUGUCUCUCCCGCUGUUAGUGUUCCAACACUGUUGUACCUGUGAACAGCGGCAUCACACCUGUACUUAUGAAGAAUACAUGUCCCCAAAGGUGUCGGCGCUCAAAUGCAUACUGGGUCUGUCGAGUGAAACACAUCUCAAAUGUCGGUGACUUUUGUCUUACAAUAUCUUUUUUAAUAUCUUCUGCAAAAGAAUAUUUCAAAUUACUGCCCAGUGUUCGCACUGCCACGGAGGUUUGGUUUUCACCCCUGUGCAUUUGUUUCAUUGGAGGAUGUUUGAUGGAUCAGGGAAUAAACCGUUACAUUUUGGGGAAGAUCCAAGAUUUGUUUCCCCUUUCCUUUACAUUGCAGGCAUUUGUCAUCACUUUCAUAUAUUUCCACGGCAAUAAUUCAUGGAACUUAAGGAAAACACAUUUAGGAAAUUGUUAUAUCAGUGAAAUUUGGUGCAGCUUGAUUGACUGUUAGGUUAUUGUUAUGCCUUAGCAGACAUAUAUGCUGUUCUGAGUGCUGUUCUAGUUAAUUAUACAGUACUGUUGUUGACUGGAAAUCCUUACAGAAUAAAAGGAGUAAACACAAAUACAAGGAAUGUGCCUGUAGGGGUAAAUUACUGGUAAACCUGAAGGAUUAGAAGCUUAAUAUGUGUUAAGAAAAAAUCCCUUCCUAAUAGGCCCAAAUCCUUAUUUAUCAUUAAGCAUUGUCCCAAAGGUCAGAAUUUACACUUAAUGUAAGACUAUCAAACCACCAGUAUCAAGCCAGACAAGGCAUUUGUUGUCCAUGUGUUUCUCUAAAAAGCCCCGGUGACAUUUUGGUGACACGUUGGACGUCACAUGACAGCAACAAUAUGCAGAGGAGAAUAAACCCUUGUAAAAAGUAUAAAUAAAAGCCAUAUCUGUUCA